UGUAUCUACGCAAUUGACUGUAAAACCAGAUUUUAAAUUGUAUUCAUCUAUUUUAGUAUUAAAAAUGGUUUAAUCCUUCUAAGAAUACGAACAACAAUCUGUAAUUUUGUUUUCUUUAUGACCCUUUGAGUUUCCUUUUUUUCAUCUAUUGUUUUCACUGUUGCUCUUGUUGUUUUCAUGUUGAUUUCAAUCUGUUUUCAUCCCAUGAUUCAGAUAAAUUUUCAUCCUCUCUUUCUUUAUCACUACCUUAAAUCUCUCUCUCCUUUCUCACUCUUCUGGAUAAACUCCAACUAAAGAAAGAUGAGCAAAAAAGUGACAAUUUAGUGCCUUUCCAAAAAUAAAACAACCAUUUUUUCACAAAAAAUCCGGCGACAUUGGAUAAGGUCAACAAGAUGUUGUCUGUUGAAGCAAACAACUAACUUCAAUUUAUCAACCUUUCAUUUACAUUCGUUCAUUGGAUCACCAUAAUUGUAGUCAUCAACACCAUCAUGGUAAACAUUGGAAGAUGUGAAAUUUGAUCAAAUUAUUGCUGUUAGAAGUUUUGAGUUCAUUCAGGAAUCCGAUUUACCAUUGAUAUCUCCAUCGUCUAUGAUUAAGGGAUAAUUGGUGAAAAGGUCGUAAUCCUCCUUAUGGUGAUAAUUUGAUUUGAAGUUGAAAAUCAGUGAAAAGAAAUAUUGAAAUACUUUUUUUCGUUUUAUUCAGAUUUUUCCAUUUCUUUGGCUCUGGUUUAAAGAAACGGCUUGAAAAAUAUUUAGACAGAGAGGCGACAAAAGAGAAGAUAAAAGUGAAAGUGAAAGGGGAAUGAAAAGACAGAGAAAAGGCGUAAAUAGGGGAAGAUAAGAGAGCAAAGGAAGACACAGAAAGACAUAGACAGAUUGAGAAAACAUUGUGAGUUUGGUGUUUGCUCUCACUUUCUCUUCUGUGUCUUUUUUGUUUCCUUUACCUUACUUUUUUGUCAUCAUCAUAAUCAUCAGAUGAAGACGAUGAUGAAGAAGAGAGAGAAAGGGAAGAGGUGAGACAAAAGAAAGGCAAAUGUGACGAAGAGAGAGAAACAGAGAAGAAAAAAAAACAAGGUUCGAAUGUUUUUUUGAACAAAGAAAACAUUUUAAGAAAAUAAAAUAAGAAAACUAAAGGAGAGUAACAAUUAACAUUAUCAUCGUCUACCCAUUCUUAUCCUUAACAGCAUUGUCCUCAACAGUAAAAUUUACAUCACCUCACAGUAAUGAUCAUCAAUUGUCGUCCUCAUCGUCAUCAUCGUUAAAUUUUACAAUAGUGUUGUGUCCAGUUUUUUGAUAAUCACCUGUGUCUUUCAAUUUUUGUCCUGUGUGCUUCCGUUUGUCUUCUGGUAUCUUUUUGGGUCAACAGUGAACAAUGAUUGGGAUAGUUUAAAAUUUGUGAUAUUUCUUAUGACUUGAGUCUUGAUUGCUUCUGUUUUUUUUUAAAUUUAUUGAAUUGUCCAAACUUUGUUUAAUGGCCCUUUGACGUUAUUUCAUCAUUGAUCAAUUAUUAAAACUACAAAGAUGUGAUUAAUCAGAACUGUUAUGGUUGUGGUUUACUUUCCACUUCGCAGUUGAUGUGAUCGUGUUAACUCAAAAUCUACACACAUUCAAAGCAACCUGUUGUUUUUGGAUUUACUUUAGUCAUCGAUUGAAUUCUGUGGAUUAACAGGAUUAAAAAUGAUUCCAAAGCAAAAUAUAAUUAAACCUGCAAAAGAUAUAACCAAAAGAUAUUAAGCCAAAGGUGUUAAUCCAUAGAUUUUAUGGAAAAUAUUUUUUCUCACACUCUAAACCAAUGUGUCAUCAGAUCAACAGUAUUUUCCGUUAAACAAAAUGUAUUGACAUCAAUCCAAACCAAUCCAGUGUCUUCUAUAAAUUUAUUUCAGGAUAAUAUACCUUCACCGUGCCAUUUAUUGUUAAGUGUUAAUCAUGUGUCUGGAAGCAUAAAUGGAUAUUUGAAUGUUUUAUGUCGCCAAAUUGGACUUUAUUUUGUAAAUGUUUUCCCUGUGAUAUUUAAUUUCCACAUUUUGUAGAUCGUGAAACUGAAAACACCGAGAAAUAUUAUUUUACUAUUCUUCUUGCAUGUUUAAUCUUAUUUGAGAUGAAAGCUACAACUCAAUUACAUUUCACUAUUUGUACAUGAUGACCAAAGUGUUAAAAUCUUCUGGAUUUUUAUAACCAAAUGUCAAUUAUUAAUGCCUUAAUGACGACCUUCGAUCAGGCAAUUUCAAUGGAUCUUCGGCAAUUAUUUUGCCUCCUUCUAUUCUUCAUACUAUAUGUUGUGAUUGGAGGUACAGUGUUCAUGAUUCUUGAAUCAGCUCAAUCAGAAGCGGAUAAAGAAAGGGAACGAGAUACACUUUUACAAAUUAAAGAUAUUUUAAUAGACAUGAAUUUAACGAAUGAGGAUAAUGAGGAUCGACGUUUAAAGAUGUUAAAUAUAAUUGGUCAACGAGAAUCAGUUCUUGACCCCGAAUACGCCAUGAGAUGGGGUUUUUUUAAUUCUUUUUUCUUUGCCAUAACUGUUGUAACAACAGUUGGAUAUGGACAUUUAUCACCAUCAACUCCUGCAGGAAGGAUAUUCUGUAUUAUUUAUGCGCUGUUUGGCAUUCCAAUGACCGGUAUAUUAUUAGGAGCUAUCGGUGAUCGAUUUAGUCGAUGUUUUCUUAAUAAGAUGAGCCAAAUUAGAAAGGAACCUCUACAACAUUUAUCACAAAAACUUCUUGUUCUUCGACAUGCAAUGCUUUUCUUUCUUCCAUGGUUCAUUGUAUUCCUCAUUAUUCCUGCAUUUCUUUUUCAAAUAAUUGAAAAUUGGACUUUUCUUGAGAGUUUCUAUUAUUGUUUUGUUACACUUUCAACCAUUGGAUUCGGUGAUUUAGUUCCAGGUCAAUUUUAUCAAAAAUGGGUUUGGAUUUACAAAAUAGCUGCAGUUUGCUGGAUAAUAUUUGGACUUGCCUAUCUUUCGAUGAUACUCAACUUUAUCAGUAAAGGUUUUCGAAGUCAACACUUGAGCAAUGUUGUCCAUUCAAUAAGAAGAAUCUCAGUUCCACCUCGAAGAAUUAACUUUGCCGGAUCACCUAACAAACCUAGAUUCGGGAAUGGCUCAACUCCAACGAGUCCAUCAUCUCCAGACUUUAGAUCAACAACACCACAAUUUUUGGUUUCAUGUGAUAAACCGCCUGCACUGAGUAAUCUGGUGAAUAUUACACUUGACGAAACAAAGAAAACUUAUAUAUAGCAAAUCGUAUUACUCUUAAGCGUAAUUUCAAAACGAUUUAAUAUAUUGAUGGUCAACGAGAAUAUUUACAGUGGUGAUCAUAAUGUGCCUUGAAGCUCGUUGGAUUCCUAAAAGCAUGUUUGAUGUCUCAUUCGCCAAAGUGCCUUAUUAAGUGAUCUGAUUGUACUGACUGUUUCCAACUGUAUCCAACUGUUUCCUGGUCAAUGGAAUGGGAAAAUUUGGAAAAUCGUGAAUAAUUUGUAUCUUUCGAUUCCGUCUAAAUACUCAAAACACUUUGGCUGAUUGACUUCACCCUGUUGACUCCUAAUAUUGAUUAUGGUUAAAUUGGCACAACAGAUGUUUAAUCAUUGUGAUAAUCAUUGUGAUUAAUUUUUUUACAAUAGACAAAUUGUCAUGCUAUAAUCUGAAUCUCUUGAUACAUUUACUUGCUAGUCAAUAAUGUAUUUUUUUCAUUUACCGAAUAAGGUAACCAAAGAAAGUUGCCAAAUUUCCAUUUGCUUUUUGCAAUGGAACUGUUAUAAAUGUAAGAAAACGAAGUGAGAAACAUUGUUAUAUUUAAAUACUCACAAUUUCAUUUAGUAAUCAAUUUUAUCAAAUCAAUCAUCAUCCUUUUCUUCAAUCUAAUUCCGAUUUCUCUUUUUCUGUUUUCUGUAUCUUUUUUCUCUACAACAUAUUCCUUUUCCUUUCAUUCAUGAUGUAACAAUC
Tetranychus urticae (two-spotted spider mite) is the source of this 3936-nucleotide messenger RNA. The record is from RefSeq and is a predicted model, not a curated record. NCBI's taxonomy places the organism in Eukaryota, Metazoa, Arthropoda, Arachnida, Trombidiformes, Tetranychidae.